This is a messenger RNA of Caenorhabditis auriculariae, 5259 nucleotides long. The record is from the annotation of a GenBank genome assembly. NCBI's taxonomy places the organism in Eukaryota, Metazoa, Nematoda, Chromadorea, Rhabditida, Rhabditidae.
AUGAAGCGCACAGUCAUCUUGUUCACGAGUUUUGCAAUGGCCUCUGCAGCUAUUCAGUGCUGGUCUGGCCAGCAGACGUACCCAGCAGGCAAAAGAACAGUCCCUUCCAAUAUGCAACCUUUCUCAUCUGGUAGGUAGAAGACUUCAGCUUCUAAUUUCUCAAUCUUCUAGGUUGUAAGAAGAAAAAAAAUAGCCAAACGUAGAAAAGUUUUGGUUGUAUGAAAAACAGACCAGCGAAAAUUCAAACGGCGACUUUUCCGAUUUUUUCAUAUCGCUAUAGAACUUUCCGACGGCCACCUUUCCGCCGAAUUUUUUACCGACUUUUUUUCUCGAUAAUCUCCUCGUUUUCAAUCUUCCUAUAUAAAAUAGGCAAGUUAUUCAUGAUUAAAAGACAACUAAAUAGGAAAAAAAUUUGAAUAGAUGUUUUAUAACCGAAAAAUAUAUGGGAAAAAAGUCGGAAAAUGAUUCGGCGGAAAGGUGGUCGUCGGAAAGUUUAGUGCUGCUGACGGGGCGCCCCGCUGUUUUGAGCAGUCGCCCCGGGGUAGAUAAGUUAAAAUGAAGUUUAAGUGAAAAAAUACGCAGAGUAUCGACUGUUAAAGAAAUCUAUUGGUCGAAAAAAAUGAAAAUUCAUUUAUAUCAUUGAGUAAAUGUACAGAAAUCUUCUAACAGUGUAACCGCUUCGCGGGUCUGGUCAACAGCUCUGGGAAAGUUCCUCAGCGAUACGAAAAAAUCGGAAAAGUCGCCUUUUGAAAUUUCGCUUUUUUUCAUACCAUCAGAAUUUUGAAAAAUCUGUCCAACUUUAAGAACAUGAAGCUGAUUUUCAGCUUUGUGCAACGACGCAGACUUUUGCUACGACAGCUAUGUCAAGCGAAAUCAUGACGGCGACGACAGCUACACUGUGACCAAAAGCUGUGGAGAGCCUGGCAAAUGCUUUGUACGUCCCAGUUUCAAAUACACAGUUACUCUCACUAGGGCAUGGUCUCCGCUCGACAACGAGAAUUGAGACUUUGUGGGUGGAUAGGCCUAGUAGAGAGUACUCAAAAUCAAAAAUAAAAUUCUGCUAAACCCCACAGCCGACCGAGGACAAGCUCGUCGAAAGUUUUCCAGCGCACAUAUGGCCGCGCUCGGAGCCUUCGGCUAGUAACUGGCGGCGUGGUGUAGUAGGUUGUGGUCUUGUGCAUUAUCAAUAUUGUGACCAUGGUUCGACCUUUUUGGCGGAAAUAGUUUUUGCCGGCUCACAACUCAUAACUUUAUUUCUUUCUCAUUUUUUGGUAAUUUUUUUUAAAGAUUAACAUCAAAACUUGUAGAAAAUUUUUAUUUCUAAUACUUUUCUCAUGGCACGUUUUUCUUCUCGUAUUGAGGAGGUUAUUCUCAAAUAGCUAGUUUUGUUGGAAGACAGGCAAUCAGCAGCAUAGUUAUUCAAAUUAAGCUCAUUCCGCGCAGUUUUCUGUUGGAAUUUUCGAAAAUCGCCAUAUCUUCUGAAACCUGGAACGGUAAAUCAAACGGAAAAGUUUCAUUUUAGUUGUUUUAUUGUGUUAUUGUGUUUCCGUUUAAUACACACGUGUCUGAAAGACAGGUAAUCGUAGGGACCGCAAAGCCACGCCCCUUUUCGCGAUAGAAAAAGUGGCUUUUUUUUGGUUUUCAACUUUCAUUUUGUUGUAGUUGUAAAAUAUGUGGAACUGGCGAAUAAAAUUUGACACACAUGUACAGAAAAAAGCUUCCUCUUUCGUUUAAAAAAAUAUUUCACGUUUUUUUGAUGCGUUCGCGCGGAAUGUCGUACAAAAAAACGUGAAUGGAACUAAAAAAAUUUUUUUAUCGUUUUUUUGCUUUUUUUCAAGUGUUUUUUUAGGUCGAACGCACUCUUUCUUUUUUUAAAUAAUGAUUUUUGAUUCAAGUAACGGUAAUUUUAAAACAAUAAAAAUAAAAAAAUUCGUCUUUGCCAAAAAAAUUUAGGGAGCGCCGAAAGUCAUAAAUCAAAAAUAUCGUUAAUAAGCGAAUAUAAUCGAGUUUUCGUUUUUUUCAAAAAUUUAGAUCAUGAGCUUACUUAAAUAUUUCUCUACAGCAUCUUUGCUUGAAAAAAAGUUGUUUAAUACGCAAAAAAAUGCUCUUGAAACUAGAGAAUAAAAAUUAGCGGCGUUUAUCACACAGAAAGCGAUCGAACGCAGGUUUUUUUCAAACGAUUAUAUACAUUUAUUAGUAAAAAAAUCUUUCAAUUAAAAAGAAUAAAAUAAAAAAAUUCGUCUUUGCCAAAAAAAUUUACGGGGCCGUUUUAAUGCAGCGAUCGUUAAACGAGGCAAAAAAAGCACUAAAAAAACAGUUUUUUUCGAAGUGAAUUUCCACGAAAAGUUUGAGUAAAGAUUUGCGAACAUAUUCUGAUAAAAAAAUAGCUAAAUUACUUCAAAUUUUUUUAUUUUUUUGAAAUAGGCAAUCUGUGCUAUUUAAACGGCUCAAGGGUAAGGCGGAUGGAAGCUCCCCGCGCUGGACCUAACAGCUUGGCGCAGCGCGUGCGCUCCGAUUUUUCAUUUUGAGAUCGCGAGUUCGAUGCCCGCAAGCGCCAGUUUUUUUGUUUUCUGCAAAAAUACAGACUUUUUUUCGGCAAACUAGCUGAUUAGCAUCAUUUUAGCACUCUAUUAUGAUUUUUUUUACAUCAUAAUAGACCAGUAUCAAAAACUUGUUCUAGAAGGAAAAAUCGAGAAAAAAAUGUCAAAAAAAUGGAUAAUACCAAAAUUUCAGUACUAAAAAAAUGGUGCGCGGCGCGCCACAUUUUUCCGUCAUAACUUUUUUUCAUCCUCAAUCUUUUUUUGAAAAAAACUAAACGGUUCUGAGUUUUGAAUCGAAACAGCUAUCGAACCAUACAAAGCUCAAUGCUGAAAAAAAUUUUUUGAAAAUUCGUCUGCGGUCCCUAGGUAAUCGCUUGUAAAAAAAGCUCAAAGUUUUAUAAAAUAUCUACUCGAUGUGAAAUUUUUUUUUAAAUCGUUUUCUUCAUUAUUUGCGCAUAAAGUAGAGAAUAAAACAACAAAGAACAAUUAAAAUCGAUAUAUUUUUUAUUGUUGUGGUUUUUGUAAACUUUUAUCGUAAUGCCGUGUUCAAUUUGAUACUGUAAAAGAAUAGUUGCUUGGCUGAAGAUUUCUGAUGAUUCCGGACAUUCGAGUGGGACUCGAAUGUCAUCUUCGGGACAAACUCCUAUUAUUUCCUUCUGCUUCAAUACGACUCUUUUAUGUGCGAUAAAUAUUUACUUCUACAAUAGCAAAAUAAAAAAUAUUACAUAAACUACAUAUAAAGCCAGAGAGCGAAUCUCUCUGGUGCCCGUCCUCUAAAGUCUGCUUUUUCUCGUCCUCCAUGGACCCUGGGGGCGGAGCCUAGGGCUCGCCUCCCCAUUGUGCCAUGCGUCCGAGGAAAAACGGACUCUUAGCGGAUGCCGCGUUACAAUACCGCGAAACGCAAAUUGAUCUCUGACUCUCCAAAAUUUAGUGAUCUUUUUCUUUCUCUAACGGGUAUAUUGCAUUUCGCGUAAUCAAAUUGAACACGGCAUAAGUUUUUGAAAAAAUAUCCCAAAAAUGAGAAAGGAAUAAAGUUAUGAGCCGGCAAAAACUAUUUCCGCCAAAAGGUCGAACCAUGGUCACAAUAUUGAUAAUGCACAAGACCACAACCUACUACACCACGCCACCAGUUGAUAACCGAAGGCUACGAGUGCGCCAGGGUUGUGCGAGAUCUCGAUCUCGUCUCGUCUCGAAUUACCGAGACAGAUUUUGAAAUUGUCUCGUCUCGAAAAAUCGAGACGAAAGUUCAUUUUCAGCGAGAUAUUUUCGAGACAUAAGCAGCAGAAAUUUUGAGGAAUCAGGAGGGUGAUGAAAAAGAAAAAAAAAGAGAAAUGGCGUACGGUUCGGUGCUUUUUCGUGUAGAACAAAAAACUAUGGUUCAUGAUUAAAACACGAGGAAACAGGAAAAAAAUGUUAGUAGAUUUUUUUCAUAAACCGAAAAAAAUGUAAGGGAAAAAAAGUCGGAAAGAGAUUCGGCGGAGAGGUGGCCGUCGGAAAGUUCCCUAGCGAUACGAAAAAAUCGGAAAAGUCGCCUUUUGAAAUUUCGCUGGCUAUUUUUUCAUACCAUCCAUAUGCGCGCUGGAAAACUUUCGACGAGCUAUUCCUCGGUCGCCUGUGGGGUCUAGCAGCAUUUUAUUUUUGAUUCCGAGUAUUCUUUCCUAGGCCUAUUCACCUAAAGUCUCAAUUCUCAACUCGUUGUCGAGCGGAGAUCAUGCCCUAGUCAGCUCAAACAAAACUUUGAAGGAAACUGGAUGCCACGGUCCUGGCGAUGAAAAGAUUUGCUGUUGCGCGGGAGAUCUUUGCAACUCGAGCAACGGUAUCAAACUAAGUUUUGCUGGUAUACUCAUUAUCCUAUCGUUCGAUCGGUUUUUCAAUUGAGAUUCUUAAAUAAAACUCACCAGUAAAACCACGAAAUUCGGUCAACAAAAAUAUCACGGAGACAAUAAAAGAAACAUGUUUCGUUCUGGACAAAGUUACAGCUUAUAGCUUAUCACUGGUCAAUCGACGUAUCCACACAAUAAGCUGGCAAAAUGCACUCUCAAAAUCAAUCGACAUGUGCUAACUAAUAAUAGGAAAAAUAGCAUACAGAGUACAACUAUUCGGUAUUUCAAUACUACAUAUUUUUGUGCCCUUGAACAAUGUCCCAAUGCUAGUUUGAUUUGCGAGAACCAAAGAAGCUUUAAAACUAUAUUCCUCGAUAAAUUACCGAUAUAGCUGAUUCACGGCCAGCUUGGGACGCUAAGGGGGCGUGUACUGUCUGCGCUCUCCACGAGCCAGGCGCUGUCUCGUGCAUUAUCGUGUGAGCAGACUUGUGCGUCAGGCCGGGCUUUGGGCUUCAAUUUUUUUUAAAAAAGCCUGCGCGGGCUCAGGCCAGGCCGGGCUUUGAAAAAAAUCUUGAAUUUCAUUUUUUUAAAAAUUUCGCCGAAAAAGUUAUUUUUACUUGUUAAACUUGUUAAUAGUUUCUCUAUGAGGAAAAAUAAGUAAAAAAUCCCUUUUUUUCUCGUUAAAAAAGCGAAAAGUUCAAAAUGAAAAAAAUUUGAGCUUUUUGGGCCGUGCUGGCCAUUUUUGCUUGAGGCCCUUCUAUGGCCGGGUCGGGCCGCAGAGCAUUCCCAAGAAUAAAAAUUUCUGCCACCGCUCUGUGCGGUCAGCUGUGUUGGCCGACCGCGACGCAAAUACGAACCAUCAAUUCACAAUUUGGCCAGUUGCCAACAGUCUUUGA